GUAAAAUGAAAUAUUAAUUUUAAUUUAUUUCUAAAACGUGUCGACUUUUUUCCUUCAACAUGACGGAAAGUGGUGCUAUGUCUAAUCGAAUUUUAUUUAUGAUUGAAUCCAUUUUUAAAAAUAAUAAGCACCUACAAGAGUUUACAAUAAUUCCUACUGAAGAAAAUUCAACAAAUACAUCUCCUCUUCACUAUAGAUACAACAAUAUAGGAUUAGAAUCAUGGUGCAUAAAACACUUAUUCCAGCAUGCCUGUUCAGUAUUAUUUAAACAAAGAUAUUUAUUAUCAAAACGAAAGGUCCUUUAUGAGGAAAUGGAGGAGCUGAAUAAAUAUUUAAUAGGAGCUCUCCUUAUAAAUCCAGAUAUUGGUACAUUUUGGAACAUGAAGAGAGAAUUAGUAGAACAAGAAGUUCUGGAUGAGAAAGAUGAGUUGUACUUUUGUAAAAUUGUUUUGAGCAACAAACCAAAAUCAAACGAGUCAUUUGCAUAUAGAAGAUGGUUGUUGAAAAGAUUGAUAAAAAAUGUACUAACAACAUAUAGUAAAGAAGAAGCUAUAUCGUUUUUACAAAAUGAAUUUACUACAAUUGAUGUUGCUUCUGAAAAAGCCCCCAAUAACUACCACAGUUGGAAUCAUAGAAUAUGGUGUAUGGAAAACAUUGCUUCAAACUACUUCAAUUUCGGUAGAAUAAUUUACUCCGAAUUACUAUACAGCGAGAACUGGAUCAACACCCAUGUGUCUGAACACGCAGGAUACCAUUAUCGCCAAUACCUUAUAAAAUUAGUAAAAAAACAUAAGAACCUCAAAGUAAUGGACUCCUUUUUUCAGUAUGUCAUACAAAAUCAUGCAAACACAGUAGGUGAAUGUGAAUAUGGUAGUCUCCUUACUUAUCUAAUGGGAAACCCUUAUAAACCCCAUUUGGUGGAAAAAACCUCAUCUUAUGUGAAUCUUAUCUGUAUACUUCUCCACGAUCUUCAUUUUGUUGGUAGAUUAAAUAAAACAUACCCGGAACACGAAGCCCUCUUUACCCAUAGGAGAUUUAUUGUACAUCAUCUCCUUAAGGUGCAAUGUGAUUACCUCGGAGUUGAAUUUAAAAUAAAAAUAAAUCAGGACAAAGAGUUUAACAUUGUCGAUGGAAAGAACAUUACCGAUUUGGAUACUGCAGCCAAUAUCCAGACUGAUGUCGAACCUAAUAGAUUGCCAAAUAUGUUUAGUGUUACAAUGAGCAAAACAGAACGAUCCAAUCUGUACGAAAUCCUUUUAAACAGCGAGAAGACUUUUGCUUCUCAUAACGGUAGUGUUUUCCAGCUGGCCAAAUAUAAAAAGUGGUUGACUAAUGUGGUAGGAUUUGAGUGAACAGUCGCUUGAAAUAUAUUGGUAGGUCAUUUUAGAAUUAGCGCAGAUUAUUGGAUCAUAGAGUUGCCAGUUCAUAUAAGGUUAUGUAUUGAGUUUUUGGUAAUAAUACAGUAGUUUACAAACAUUAUAUUUGCCCCGCUAGAUAAAACGUCAAAUCUAUACAAUUUUCGAGUAGAUAUACAACAGGUCCUGUAGCGCAGCUUCAUUUAAUGGAUAGGAGCUGACCUCACAAUUUCAGUAGAUCUGGGAAAUUUUACUUUUGGUGAAGGCGCUGUUAUUAAUUAUUCAAUUUUAUUUAUUUUGAUGACGCGUGACCUUGCCUUCGAUUGCUGCGAAGAACAGAUGAAUAGCGACUCCAGGGAGUAUGUUCACACCGCAGUUAAAAUGAGUGGCAUUUAAAUAAACUAACGUUUACCAAUUCUUUGAGUAGAUGGCACGUACAUCAUAUUAUAUUUUGAUUUUUUCGAAAUUUAAUUCUUUGAACAGCGACAUUGUUGCCAACGAGAUCAAGUACUGGGACUUAUAAUAUAAUGUACGAUCGGUAGAAUCGGUACAGUUCGCUCUCAAUCGGCAGACUUCUUCAAUUUAAGUUGAAAUGAGCUAUUAUGUGAAGUUUCACAAAUUUUUGGAUUGGAUCAUUCGAUAUAAUUUUUUAAUUUUUGUAUAGUGUUGUGUUGUUCAUUUACCUUUGAAGUUGUUGCAGCUUUAAUUUUUACGGUUUUUUUUUAAGAGAGAAACAUUUUAAAUAGUGCAUAUCAGUCUUGUUUCCUAUUUAAAUUAAAAAAUUAAAUUUCAAGUACAAAACAAUACUUUUAAUGAAAAUAUACACCUGUAAACCUCAUAAUUUCUUAACCAGCAGCGGACGCUAAGGGCUGAUCAGUUCUUUGUAUUUUACGUUUUUCUUGGUAACAAGGCUAUUGAAUUUAUAUUUAUUUUUAGCCCUAAACGAAAACCUUCCGUUGCUAAAUAAAACAAAUUUGUUGCUAAAUACUUUCACUCUGUAAAAAUCAUAUAUACUUCAUCUAAUUUAGAUAACGACUUACGUCAUUAUCUACGUCAGAGAUCGAAGUUGACAUAGUUGCCGAAGUAUAAAAAAAUCCUGACUCCAUUUUUAAUCAAAUAGAUUACAUAAUUAUUGCAAAAGUAUUACCAUCUCUUUACAACGACUAUUUAAAUUCUUACGUGACAUUUUUGAAAUAAAAC
Molecule: messenger RNA, 2555 nt
Organism: Diabrotica balteata
Lineage: Eukaryota; Metazoa; Arthropoda; Insecta; Coleoptera; Chrysomelidae
Source: the annotation of a GenBank genome assembly